GUAGACAACAAGCUAUGUGCCUAAAUGCGGGUCAUGUUUUUCUGCACACACCCUGUAGAUUCAUGUGUAUGUCUUAGACAUUAGUAGUCCUAACAGUUUUCAGUUACUAUCUUUGUUGUUGUUACUUCGUGACUCGAGAAAAUCCAGAUCAUUGUUGCAGGGCACGACUUUUUCGGCAAGCAAAAGGAAGUCUACGAAGCUAAUAAAUGAAGAAAAAAAGAGGAAAAAUAGUUCUUACGUUCAUGCACAACAUGCAAAGUUCCGCACUUAAUUCCGUGUGAACCGUUAUUUGAACCAGUAUUUUUUUACCGGUUUAGUUCCGGUUCAGCUCCAAGAUGGCGUCGACUCUUUUGGUUCGGUUCAGUUCCGGUUCGGCCAAAAAUAACGGUUAAUAACGGUUUUCGGUUCGGGUUCAGGUUCGGUUCGAUUCUCUGGUGCUAGCAACCAUCCGGGUCGGGCGGGCGCCUCAAUAGAUCCGGGCUCCGUCCUCGGCUGCCCUCCUCUUCUCGCCGGCCCUGCCUGCAAGACACUCCUCGUACUAACACCGUCUGGAAACAAUUUCCUUUGAACCUCCUGAUCGAUCACGCUGCUAUCACGGGCUCUUUGUUCUGAGCGGGCGUCUCUUGAACACUACCGGGAUAAAACAUCUGAUAAAUAUGUCGCAAAUGAAAAACAUCGGCAGUAAUCCUUGGACAAUGCGACGACACCAAUUGUUUGCAAUCCCCUAUGGUAUAGCUCGCGGGCUAUGCCGCUCGACUGAGAAUCUCUGCGAUGAAUCCCGACUUUAACCAAAGAACUCUACAGUACUCUAGUAGAUGAGUGAGCGGAAUCUUCUGUUGUCCUUUUGUAACACAACUCCUCCGCACGUCCCUACGUUUGUUUUCUCGAUAUUGAUGUCAACUAGUAUUUAUUUGCCUAAAUAUAGUGAGAUUACAGCACAACUAACUGCAUCGUUUCGGGUGCUCACCUGCCGACGUAUCAGUUGUAUCGCACAAGAUAAUCUCUGCACAUGCACAUUUUGGUCCUGACUGAAUGACUUGACAUUAUCUAAAGCUAACUUAGACGGACACUGUAGUAAGAUAACGCACUCACUUCAAACCUAUCGGUUGGAAGACGACAAAGAUACAUGCAUCUUGAUCUGGGGAUGCCAAAAUUCCAAGUAAUACCACUAUCUCCACGAUAAGUCUAAUCUCCUCAAUUGCUGUAUGAGCGUGCCAGUGACUUAAGCUGCAAUAAAAUCCACACUUCGACAGGCCUCGUUCGCUGGUCAAUAUCUCCCUCGCCGGCGUCUGGAAGAUUCGAGAACCUGCAGCGAACGCGGCGGGUAUCGUUCUUGUGAAAGCACGCACUUUCGACUUUCGUAUCAAGUUGCCGGGCCUUUGUGUCAUUGUUGAUGCUAAUCUCUCGCUUCGGGAUAUCGCUGCAGCGACGGGAAGUCACCUGUGAGACGACAGCAUUCUGCGUAGUGUUGUAGCACGGACGUUGAGGGCGAGGCGUCUAGCAGCUGCGUCCGAGGGUAGGGCUUCCAGAAACGUUUCGCCGUCGCCGCACCUGCAGUGCGCCGGCUCCGCAGUGACGAAAGGAUUUAGAGUGAAGGACAAUGGUGAAGCUGGUUGGGGUGUCAUGGUUGCCGAUCGCCUUCGGGUUGACGCUGUCAGGUGGUUCGUUGUUGACGAUGAUGUGGGCAGUGUUGCGUGGUGACGUCACACCGUACUUGCCGUUUGUCAGUGAUGCUGGCACGGAUCCUCCUCAAAGCGGGUUCUUUUCAAUUUGUCUUUACAUCACCUCUGUUCUAGGUCUUUUAUGUGUGUUGGUGCGCUUCCUCACCAUUCGCUCCUUCAACGGACACUUCAGCAGAAAACUGGACGCGCUGAACACAGUGGCAGCAAUCAUUGCUGUUCUAGCUUUCUUCGGAAUGGCAGCAGUAGCUGCGUUCCCCACGUCUUUGGUGCCGCCUGCCCAUGCAGUUGCUGCCAACCUGCUGUUCUUCGGCAUAAUUUGCUAUGAGGCACUGCAAACCGUCAUGUCGUUUUCGAUGUGUCCAAAUUUUAAUGGACGCCUCAUAGCUACAAUCCGGCUGGGCAUUACUGUCUACAGUAUCUGUGGCGUCAUCAUCAGUAUCCUUUUGACUGAACUUUACCUGACAAGAGGAAAGAUGCGAAUGUAUGUGAACAAAGUGCAGAUCAUGAGUGCAGCUUCUCGAGCUAAGGUAUUCUCAAAGUUCUUGUCUGAGGCUGCCAUGACUCCUUGUCAUAACAAGACCACCAACCGAAAAACAGACGCCCCACUGGUGCACUGCUGGGCAGCCCAACAUUGUACUUCCCGAACACCUCGAGCACACAAGGAAGAUCUUUCGAGCAUUCUAACGACUCUGAAGUGCUGGUCGAUACCCACAAUUCGUACUCCUUUUCCCAUGGCGCAAGAAUUUUUCUCCUUCCACAUUCAAAUGUAAAAAAUCUGUACCGAAAAAUGUACCGAGCUGAAUCGAGUGUUUGGGUAAUCAUUGUGAAAAAAAAAAAGAAAGAAACGGUGUGGAACUGACCUAAACUUUAAACAUUGGGCCUUCCCAGAUAGCGUUCAAAGUAAUUCCGAAAGUAAUUCAAAAUGCGUUACGCGUUACUUGUAAAAGUAAUUCAAUUACAGUUACAAUUACAUAAAACAAUGUAAUUCUGGAAGUAAUUAAUUACUAAGAAAGUAAUUAAUUACAGUAAUUCAAUUACAUGUAAUUCAUUACUUUACAGGUCUCGCGAGACAACUAUGAUCAUGAGUGACACAACAGUGCUUGAUCUAUAGGCAGGGGCAAAUGCAGACCCUCACUUUGGGUUCCUUGACGAAGCGCGUAACCGGGGAGAGGGAGAAAACUAAUAAGUUGCCACUACGACUAAAUCUCGUGUCUUCAGAAUCCCACAAAAGUUAUCUUACUGAAAUCUUCUUGUCUCACUUUACAUUCCUGCAAAAUACCUUUGCUCUACGAGACGCGAAAGCUAGAGAAAAGUAAUUUUUAUGUUUGAGAACUGUGGACGUCGUGUUAGGCUACGACGGAGCGCCCGGCUGUCAUCUGGCAACGUUGUUGCCCUUGGCGUCUUCCGGGGGGGCUCACUUUUUGCACUCCGUAAGCGGAGCCCCACGUGACAUGUCCUCCGACCUUCGAGAAAACACAAGGAGGGAGAUGACAUCUAUCCAUGGAGGAAACACAGGAGCGGCUCUUCCAAGGCUUCCAAGUUUUUGCCAUGGGGACGGGCGUGCCAGCCUCGCAUUGCACUCUGGGAUGCUCCUAUCUACCAUGUGACCGCUCACCUGACCCCAAGAGCAUGCGCAGGCCAGCUCCCUAAGCAGACGACGGGAGUCGGUUGGUAGAGCCCUGGACCGGCAAUCCAGAAGAUGUGGGUUCGAUCCCUACAGCUGGCUAACCUUUUCAGUGACUUUCAUCUUUGAUCGUUGGAGUCGUGAUUGCAGCUCAGACUGUCAGGUAUCUGCCUUGUUCGUGAUGAGCGGCGCGCGUUCAGUUUUAUUUCUGUGUGUUCGGAGGCUUACUCUUGGUUUACCCUUCUACUACAAGACCGGUCACGGUCUGCAGGACAAGCAGGCAGUACCAGAAACAUCAUUCGUGGCAGUCACGUUUCUGUGACGACGUGGCCACGUUUUGUGUUUGUUGUUGAAGUGGUAAAGCAUGCCAGUAAUCAAACUUAUACAACAAUGAAGGAAAUCAGAUGAAUCUGCAGCUGUAGCACAGCGCUAGCUUGCAAACGAACGAUUCAAGAUUACUCUCUCACAGACAGGGAUACGAAACAAUCCGAUCAAGUACGUACUUACGAAUGAAACGUUAUUCCCGUGACAGGGGGAGCUGCUUUCUGUUGAACGACAGCCGCAACCGCGGUAAGAACACGUUAACAAAAUGUUGUUUCCGCAAUGGUGCUCACAUUUUAAGAGUAAAUGACUUUGGAAAAGCAUAAAAGCACGGAAAGCAGCGCGAGCAACAAAGUGUUGCUAAACCGAAACUUGAGAGAGGAUCACGUGGUGGACAGGAAGUAAUGGCGGUUUUGACAGGGGCGACCGCCAGAGGGGUCCCACGGAAAUCUGUUGGAAACGGCCGCUAACUUUUUGCCACUGGGACGGGCGUCCCAGCUUCGCACUGAAUUCUGGGAUGCUCCUGUCUACCAUGUGACUGCUCACGUGACCCCAAGAGCAUGCGCAGGCCAGCUACCAAAGCAGACGACGGGAGUCGUGAUUGUCUUGCGGUUCAGAUAUCUGCAUUGUGAUGAACGCCACGCGUCCAGUUUUAUUUGUGUGUGUUCGGAAGUUUACUCGGUUUACCCUUCUACUGCAAGACCGGUCACGGUCAGCGGGACAAGCACGUAGGACCAGAAACAUCAUUCGUGGCAGCGACCUUUGUGUGAAGAUGUGGCCACGUUUUGUGUGUUUGUAGCUGAAGUGGUAAAGCAUGCCAGUAAUCAAACUGAUACAACAAUGGAGGAAAUCAAAUCAAUCUGCAGCUGUAGCACAGCGUCCGUUUGUAAGCGAACGAUUCAAGAUGACUCUCACAGACAGGAGUACGAAACAACCGAUCCAGUACGUACUUACCAAUGAAAUGUUAUUCCCGUGACAGAGCUGAUUUCUGUUGAACGGCAGCCGCAACCGCGGUAAGAACACGUUAACAAAACGUUCCCGCACUGGUGCUCACACUUUAAGAGUAAAUGACUUUGGAGAGGCAUAAAAGCACAGAAAGGAGCGCGAGCAACAAAGCGUUGCUAAAUCGAAACUUUAGAGAGGAUCACGUGGUGGACAGGAAGUAAUGGCGGUUUUGACAGGAGUGCCCGCCAGAGGGGUCCCACGGAAAUCUGUUCGAAACGGUCGCUCCUGUGUUUCCUUCCUCCAUGCAUCUAUCCCAUUUUCGCCUCUUUCUGUCAGCGUCACGUGACUUCUCCACCACGUGGCCCUCCUCGGACUCGGACGCCGGCGUCGUGGCUCUCUAUCGUGGCGGGCUAGAUUUUGAACUUUUCGCUAUCCCGUAACGCUUGCUAAACGCUCGUGCUCCCCGGUUGACGGCCAAUGCGCGUGACGGAAUGAGCGCGCGAAUUUUGAAAAAUAGCUGUCACGAUCGCUAUGUGCAGAUCAAGAGAUCAAGAUUGAGCCCAGUGCCCUCUCCGGACAUGACAUCGUCGCAAUUUGUGAACUUACGAUUACGUCACCGCUCCUGGCGUCAUCGAAACUCGUGGGGGAUCAGCAGAUCUUCAAAAAUUGACAGAAAUGCACAGCGUUCGCCAACAGGAUUAAAAUUUCGCGUCUAGAAUCCUUGAGGCAUCUUCUUUUCAUGGAUUAAAUAAAAUAAACGCUGUUUUCCGAGUCCGGAGUGGCACUUUAACCAAAUGUUUUGGGGCAAUCCCCCCUCUUUAUGUACUGUCCCCGCCGCGGUGAAACACCCCAUGUCAUCAUCCAGUUGUUGUUGGUGGGAUCUGCCACUGAGCUGUGGAUUAACUUUGCCCACCCGAAAUCUCAGCACGCAGCAGACGGCGCAACUCGUACCCUGCCACCAAGCAUCCUGGCGUCCUCGGCCACGCUUGAAAAGUGUCAGAUGGGCUGUCAAGGAAACCGCCCAGUACUUUUUUUAGGAGGUGUAAAAGUGAAAUACUUGUAAAAAUUUAAGUUCUUAUCUGUACCAGCGCAGCUAUUGUAUUUUCUACAGUACACAUGUUUCCAUGACA
Ornithodoros turicata is the source of this 5702-nucleotide messenger RNA. Its product is annotated as DNA damage-regulated autophagy modulator protein 1-like. NCBI's taxonomy places the organism in Eukaryota, Metazoa, Arthropoda, Arachnida, Ixodida, Argasidae. The transcript is spliced from 6 exons. The record is from RefSeq and is a predicted model, not a curated record. Bases 1601 to 2452 code for a protein of 283 amino acids.